CGUCCAUACACUAAGUUUUACAAUGUAUGCACGUGUGUAUUAGAAAUUAUUGCAAUUUUAUGGGUUUCAAUAAGUUUUAUAUAUUCUAAAGUUAUGGAAGAAGACCAUCCAGAUUACAUUGCACAAACUACCAAGUUGCUUAACGAAAUCAACUCUAGUGUUUUGGAAGCAAAUGAAUCAAUAAUCAGGAUCGUCAAUCAAGAAUAUAAAACAUCCAAAGGAAUAAGCUUAUUAGAAGUAAAAUGCCAUACAUUAAUAAGUUAUCUUAGUGAUUUGACUCAUAUUAUAUUAAAGAAAUGCCAAUUCCAAUCUAUUAAAGAUGACCCAUCUAUUGAACGUCUUGUUGAACAACGUACUGUUUUAGAACGCAUUAGGCCUCUGGAAUUUAAAAUAAAGUAUCAAAUUGACAAACUUGUUAAAACUGCAUUAUCUGGUUCUGUUGAUCCUAAUGAUCCAGAUCGGUUUCGUGCUACUAUUGAAGGCCUAGCAGAUGCAGAUGCUGAUGAUUGUGAAGAAGACAAUGAAUCUGAUAUUGAUAAAGCUGUUUCACACAGUAAGAAAAAAUCCAAAGAUGGAAUAUAUGUUGCUCCUAAAGUUACAGCAGUUCCAUAUGAUGGCGAUGAGUCACGAGCAGUCAAACGACAAAAAGAAUUAGAAAGGGCAAAAAAGAGAGCUCUACAAAGUUCAGUUAUGCAAGAAUUACGGGAAGAGUAUGCAGAUACGCCUGUAGAAAUGCAAAUUAAUACAGUUGGAUUAAAAAAUAAACAAUCCAACUAUGAUAAAGAAAGACAAAAGUACGAAGAAGACUAUUUUACAAGGUACCUAAAAAUUUAAGUUUAUAUAUUUUUAUUCUUUAACACAUUCUUAUUUUUAUUUUUUAUUAAUAUUUAAUUGAAAUAUUAUAUUCUUUGUUAGAUUACCAGUUACUAAAAAGGACAAACAUAGAGCUAAACAGAUAUCGUCAAUUACUCUUGGAAAGUUAGGAAAGGAAGUUACUAGAUUUGAAGAUAUUUCAGCAGCGCUUGGAGGAAAAAUUAAUGAAAAAAGUGGCAAUAAAAGAAAAAAGAAAUUUAAAGGAAAAAAUUUAAAAAAAAAAAAAAGAUUUUAA
Molecule: messenger RNA, 1108 nt
Organism: Cinara cedri
Lineage: Eukaryota; Metazoa; Arthropoda; Insecta; Hemiptera; Aphididae
Source: the annotation of a GenBank genome assembly